Messenger RNA from Schistocerca nitens (vagrant locust), 811 nucleotides. RefSeq lists its product as uncharacterized. Bases 1 to 366 code for a protein of 121 amino acids. The transcript has 5 exons. NCBI's taxonomy places the organism in Eukaryota, Metazoa, Arthropoda, Insecta, Orthoptera, Acrididae. The record is from RefSeq and is a predicted model, not a curated record.
AUGGUGGCAGCUCGUGUUAGGAACUUUUUGUCUAAAGUUAUAAAGUACAUAAAAUCUGUUGGGUAUCGUUCAGUGCCUGGCAUACGACCAGAACUGAAUAGACGGAGGGCGCGCUAUUCUGUUCGCUACUCCGCCCCGCACAAAGCGCAGCCGCUGGCGUUCGAAGUGCCGGUGACGACGGAGAGCCUGAUCCGGCGGCACCCGCCGCGCCGCCUCAAGCGCCUCGAGGACCAGCAGCUGCCCCUCACCCACCAGCUGCUCGACGAGAAGCAGGCCGAGGCCGAGCAGCGCCGCCACCAGAUACUGACCCAGCGUGUGCAGUCGGCGCAACAAAGAUAUCCCAAGAGAAACUUUCAAGGAUACUAAGCACCAUGGGUACAGCUUCCGUGAGAUGCUUCCGUGACGUGUCGUUCUGCUUAGGACAAGACACCUGGCGAACACUUCGACGGCCACGGUUUUCUAGAUCAUGGCCUGAGAGAAUUUCUGAUCGAAGAAAAACCUGCCAAUUAUGUCUUGCUCUUUUCCUUAGGUUCAAGUUAUACACAGAAAAACUAUUACUAUUUUUCUUAAAAAAGCAAGGUGAGAUAUCUUAAGUAGUUAUUUUAGAAUACCUGUUUGAAGAAUGUACGUCUCUUUUGUUUAAAGAUAAUUUUAACCAGAAUACGUGAGUGGAACGAACCCUACACAUACUUCUGUAUUUAAGCUUUUUAUAAACUUUGUGAAAAGUGUGAAGCAAACUUACUCUACAAAGAAAUGCUGCAGUGCUAAAUUCAAGAUUGUAUUCACGAUUUCAAUCUGUUAGUGAAAGAAC